This is a messenger RNA of Paralichthys olivaceus (Japanese flounder), 966 nucleotides long. NCBI's taxonomy places the organism in Eukaryota, Metazoa, Chordata, Actinopteri, Pleuronectiformes, Paralichthyidae. The record is from RefSeq and is a predicted model, not a curated record.
AUACCAAAUCUGGAAGGCUGUUACCCUGUAUGCCCAGAAGAUAAGCCCAUAUAUGAUGAGCACAACCAGAUUUGUGUGCAGGAAUGUGAAGGUUGCUUUUACAAUGGGACCAGAUAUGAAGAAAAUGAUGUCAUUUACAAUGUGACUGAUAAUUUGGGAAAGUGCUACUAUGCAAUUUGCAUCAAUGCAACAGUGAAAAUUGAAAAUGAAACCUGCGUCACUUCAACUGUCCCACCGUCAACUUCAUCAACAACAAUUUUCACCACUUCACCUACAACAACUCGAGGGCCAACAACUACCACACAGUCCACUACCCCAACAACCAAACCAUCUACGACAACUCCAGGUCCAUCUACAACCACAAAGUCUACAACCCCAACAACCGAACCACCUACGACAACUAUGGGGCCAACCACAACCACAUCUGGCAGUAAGUGUGAGUGGUCAGAAUGGUACAAUGUGCAUGACCCAACAACAGACAAAAGUGACUGGGAAACAUAUGAGAAUAUAACAAAUAGUGGAAAAGAAAUUUGCAAAAGACCUGAAGAAAUUGACUGUAGAGCAAAACUUUAUCCUGACAUGGACUUCGAUGACUAUCGGAGUCAAUCGGAACAAGUUGUCACUUGUGAUGUGGGAAUUGGUUUAAUAUGCAAACAAGAGGAGCAGUUGAGACCUCCAAGAAAGUGUCGCGACUAUGAGAUCAGAGUAUGUUGUGAAACAACUCCAUCAACUACACUUUCAAGUACAAAAGAGACAACAGCAAUAUCUACAACAGAACCUCCUACUACAUCUACGACCACAAAAUCUACGACCCCAACAACCAAACCACCGACAACAACUCCAGGGCCAACUACUACCACACAGUCCACGACCCAAACAACCAAACCACCUACAACAACUCCAGGGCCAACUACUAUAUCACUGUCAUCUGGUGAAUCUGGAUCGACUGUGUCUGCGAAGGCGUAA